Messenger RNA from Racocetra persica, 231 nucleotides. NCBI's taxonomy places the organism in Eukaryota, Fungi, Glomeromycota, Glomeromycetes, Diversisporales, Gigasporaceae. The record is from the annotation of a GenBank genome assembly.
GAUAAUAAUAUCUUGAAGUUAACAUUAUUCGACUAUGAAGUUUAUAAUAAGGUUAUAAAAUCAAGUGAUGGAUUUAUGAAAAGAACAAGCGAUAAUUCAUUUGUCGCUUCUUUUGAAAACAUUGUUUUUAAUAAGAAUGAAGGAUUAUUGAAAGGUGAAAAUCUCGUUUUGUAUUGUCCAACAAAACUUAUUCAAAAUUUUGAACCAGAGGAAGGGGAUAUGGAUAAUGAA